Elaeis guineensis (African oil palm) is the source of this 1726-nucleotide messenger RNA. RefSeq names its product calreticulin-3. Gene Ontology annotation, biological process: protein folding; ERAD pathway. The record is from RefSeq and is a predicted model, not a curated record. Gene Ontology annotation, molecular function: calcium ion binding. NCBI's taxonomy places the organism in Eukaryota, Viridiplantae, Streptophyta, Magnoliopsida, Arecales, Arecaceae. Gene Ontology annotation, cellular component: endoplasmic reticulum; endoplasmic reticulum membrane.
CUCUACAAAUAAUCAAUUCGGGCUCCGCUCCUUCCUCGGCGACCGCCGGGGAUGGCCGAACGAGCACUGUCUCCUCCACCCCACCUCCGCCUCCACUUCGUCGUUUUGCUUUCUCUCGCACUCCUCCUCCAACUCUCUACUGCUGAGAUCUUCUUCGAAGAGCGAUUCGAUUAUGGGUGGCAAAGCCGGUGGGUAAAAUCAGACUGGAAGAGCAGUGAAGGAAAAGCUGGUUCUUUUAAACAUACGGCGGGAAAAUGGGCUGGAGAUCCAGAUGACAAAGGUAUUCAGACAUACCCAGAUGCCAGGCACUUUGCAAUAUCUGCAAAGAUUCCAGAAUUCAGUAAUAAGAACAGAACGCUGGUGGUCCAGUAUUCUAUAAAAUUUGAGCAGGACAUUGAGUGUGGUGGUGGCUACAUCAAGCUUCUCUCUGCUUAUGUCAAUCAGAAGAAAUUUGGUGGUGAUACUCCUUACAGUUUAAUGUUCGGGCCUGAUAUUUGUGGCACACAGACAAAGAAGCUCCAUCUUAUCCUUUCUUACCAGGGACAGAAUUACCCUAUAAAGAAAGAUUUACAAUGUGAGACAGACAAGUUAACACAUGUAUACACGUUCAUUCUUAGGCCUGAUGCCUCAUACAGUAUUCUUGUGGAUAACCGAGAGAGAGAAUCUGGAAGCAUGUAUACUGACUGGGACAUUCUUCCACCUCGAAAGAUUAAAGAUGUCCAUGCUAAAAAGCCUAAAGACUGGGAUGAUAGGGAGUACAUUGAUGAUCCUGAUGCCGUUAAACCAGAGGGAUAUGAUUCAAUUCCAAAAGAGAUUCCUGAUCCAAAAGCUAAAAAGCCUGAUACAUGGGAUGAUGAUGAAGAUGGUAUAUGGAGGCCACCAAAGGUACCAAAUCCAGCAUAUAAAGGCCCAUGGAAACCCAAGAGGAUCAAGAACCCAAACUAUAAGGGGAAAUGGAAGAUACCAUGGAUCGACAACCCAGAAUUCGAAGAUGAUCCAGAUCUCUAUGUGCUGAAGCCUAUAAAAUACGUGGCCAUUGAAGUAUGGCAGGUCAAGGCUGGUUCAGUUUUUGACAACAUUUUGAUAUGUGAUGACCCGGAGUAUGCGAAAAAGGUUGUGGAAGAAACUUGGGCGAAAAAUAAAGAGGCUGAGAAAGAAGCCUUUGAGGAGGCAGAGAAAGAAAGGAAAGCUAGAGAAGAAGAGGAAGCUCAACGGGCAAGGGAGGAAGGUGAACAGCGGAGAAGAGAUAGAGGAUACGAUCGUCGUUACCAAGACAAGGAGCGGUACAGGGAUAGAUAUAAAAGGCAUUAUCACCGCGACCGCGAUUAUCUGGAUGAUGAUUAUCAUGAUGAACUGUGAAAGCCCUGUGCAGUACCAUCAGGGAGACCAUGGAAAGGAACAUCGACGUAUCUUGUUGAGUUACUGUGUUGGGGUCUUACCAUUCCUUAGCAUGAUGAUGCGGUGUCUUUGAAUGAAAUUGAGAAAGUUUUAUUAGUGUGACAAUUUAUGAAGAACUCCAGAAUCUAUCCUGUUGGUUACCAUCCAUUUGAAACAACUGGUGCAACUUGGACAUCGGGCUGUGCCUGUGUUGUAUCAGUCUCUGUACUUCACCAAACUAUGAAAUGAUCAAGGACCGUCCAAUGCUAGUUCGUCUUGUUUAUAUUGUCUGCAUAGUUGAAAAAGGUUCAUGUUUCUCUGGAUCUUUGGGGAAUCCAAUCAUCUACUU